Dermatophagoides pteronyssinus (European house dust mite) is the source of this 2327-nucleotide messenger RNA. RefSeq names its product ABC transporter G family member 20-like. Gene Ontology annotation, molecular function: ATP binding; ATP hydrolysis activity; ABC-type transporter activity. The record is from RefSeq and is a predicted model, not a curated record. Gene Ontology annotation, cellular component: membrane. Lineage: Eukaryota; Metazoa; Arthropoda; Arachnida; Sarcoptiformes; Pyroglyphidae.
GUGAUUUUUGUUUAAAUUUACAACAAAAAAUUUUUUCUUUUUCGAACAAAUUCAAUCAUCACCAAGUUAUUCGAAAUCAUCUCAUCACAUUCUUUCUGUCAAAAUCAAAUCGACAGAUCAAAUUUUCAAUUUGAAAAUAAAAAUGUCUGCCACAGAUGCGGUCUAUAUUCGUAAUGUCAACUUUAGCUAUGGAAAUAAUCAAAUUCUGCGCAAUUUUUGUGCUCGAAUUCCAUAUGGACAAAUCUAUGCAUUAUUGGGUCCAAGCGGAGGGGGGAAAACCACAUUACUCAAAUUAAUAUUGGGACGAUUGAAAAUGCAACAAGGUACAAUCAGUGUGCUCGGUAUGACACCUGGUGAAGCAAAUUCAACAAUCAGCUUUAUGCCUCAGGAAGUUGGCUUGUGUGACAAUCUAACCAUUAAUCAAACGUUAAAAUAUUUCAAAUUAAUAUAUCGAAUUUCAAAUGAAGAAUUUUACGCCAGACGCAAAGAAUUGACUACAUUGACCAAUCUGCCAAAUGGAAACAUGCUGGUUCGUGAACUUUCUGGUGGCACUAAAAGACGAUUAUCUAUUGCCGUUUCGUUGAUCAAUAAUCCAAACCUGGUCAUAUUAGAUGAACCUACAGUCGGUAUAGAUGCAUUGCUUCGAAAUCAGAUUUGGGAUUAUUUGGUAUCAAAGGCAGCUGAAGGAAUGACCAUGAUUAUUGUUACCCAUUAUAUUGAAGAAGCUGUCAAUGCUGGUCGUGUUGGUUUGAUGCGAAACGGUGCAUUAUUGGCCGAAGAUAAUCCACAAAGAUUGAUGUCCAUUCAUGGCGAAGCAAAUCUUGAAGCUGUUUUUCUUAAACUCUGUUGUUAUGAGGACAAGGGCCUUAAUUUAUCCACUUCAGAUCUACAAAAUCAAUCAUAUCAAAAUCAUAAAACAACUAAAAUCAAUCCAUAUUUUUGUCCUCAUCAUUAUUCAAUAGCUAAUCAUCAUCAUAAUCCUGACGAAAUAUUUAUCAUACCAAAUAAAUUUGACAAAAAUUUCGAAUGUUCAGUUAGUAAUUGUUCAUCACUAUCAUCAACUCCAUCUUGGAGAACAUUAUUCAAUACAAGUUUAUUGACAAUCAAAUUAUGGAUAUUGUUGACAUUGAUAUAUCGUAAUUUAAACAAAUUCGCAUGCUCUUAUUUUUCAAUCAUCAUUGUCUUGUUGCCGGCAACUCAGGCAUUGAUAUUCUGCCUGGCCGUCAGUAAAGAUAUUACAUUGAUACCAGCAGCUGUUUAUAACGAAGAACCGAAUCCUGGAUAUGGAAAAUUAUUUAUCGAUGCAAUGAAAUCUGUUCGAGGUCAUCUAAUUCAACCUAAAUUUUAUAAUUCAUUAGAAGAGGCAACAAAUACAAUUCAAAGACGUGAAGCAAUCGGUGCAAUUUGGAUAUCGGAAAAUUACACCGACGCAAUCGAUAUAAGAAUUGAAGACGGAUUAUCCGCCGAUAAUGAAACUAUCGAUGAUUCAACUAUUCGAAUUUUCAUUGAUAAUUCAUAUUAUAUUCUCAGUAUUGAAUUCUACACUACAUUGUUGCAAUCUUUUGGGGACUUUUCACGUCAAUUAUUUCAUUCAAAAUAUAUGGACUUAUUAGAGGUGCCGAUUAAAAUGGAAAAAACUGCUUUAUCUGAAGAUUAUCGUUUCAAAGAUUAUUUUAUGCCCGGUUAUUUUCUUUUGUUUUUGUAUAUAUCACAAAUCACUAUCGCAUCAUUGACAUUAAACAAAGAACGUAAAGAUGGCCUAUUUGAACGAUCACUUAUUGCUGGUGUAUCACAUGAGCUUGUUUUUUUCUCACACAUCAUCACCAGUCUUGUCAUUUCAAUUGUUCAGCUAUGGUUUCUUGAUAUUAUCGCAUUUGCAUUAUUCGACAAUCCAAGUAAUUCAAGUUAUUGGCUUAAAUUUAGUCUAUUAUUAUUGGAAAGUUUAAAUGCAAUGUCAUUGGGAUUCGUUAUUUCAUCAUCAAUCAAUUCGGAAAUUUCCUGUCUGGUAUUGGUAUGGUUUAUAACUAUUCCUCAAUGUCUUUCAGCUGGUGUAUUAUGGCCAUUAGAAUCAUUAUCUCAACCAUUCAAUUAUCUAUUCUAUUUAUGGCCAUUAAGCAUACCGGUAAAAACAAUUCGUCAUAUAAUGCUUCAGGGUUGGGAUCUAUCUAAUAUUCAUGUACAAUAUGGUUUUCUUUCGAUUGGUAUACCUAUGAUUUUAUUUUUCUAUAUCGCAUUGAUCAUUUUCAAACGAAAACAAUAAUGCUAUCUACUUUAACAAUUUCUUUCUUUUUUUUGAUUAUUCUUUUCUUGACGAUAUAUACACUUUU